AUGUCGUGUUCAAGAUCAUACCUUUACUGCUUCCUCGCACUGUGUGCCCUGGUCGUCUACGCAUCUGGUGCGGAGCCUACCUUGAGAGCUGCUUCGGAGGCAAACACCACCGAAGGAACCCUACCAGCAAAAGAGCCAGUUCACGUAUCGCCGUUAAACGCAGUGCUGUGCCUCGUCGUCCUCGGUAUUAAUGCUGCCACGCAAAGAUCAGGAGCCGAUCAUUUCGCAAACCAACAUCUUUCACCAGCUCGCACCUCUCCAUUCAUAUGUCUGGCAGACAUACUUGUCACCAUAAUCUGGCUCGUUUACGGCGUGUGCUAUAAAAAGAUGAGCAUCAAAGCCUCGGCGAAGAUGCUUUUCAAGGACUUUGACUUCUCAGAAGAAGAGGAUACACUCGGAGUAGGCAACCGUUGGUCUUGGUCUAUCAUUUUUGUGGUGUUGUUUGCAGUUGGAGUCUUACUAGAGGCGAUAAAGCUAUUCACCUUUGCGGCAACAGGAACCGCGCCGUGGUUGCAGACAUUUACCGCUGCCAUGUUCUUUGCUGCGUACGUCGUACGCAUAUCUGUCAACACGAUCAGCUGGCUUUGCACCGAUUCAAAAACCAUCGAAAAUCUAAAGGCAACCAAAGCAGAUCGAAAGAUGCUCUUCAACAUCGCAGACCUGCUGUACAACAUCGCUUACUCGGCACAAUUUCGUUUCUGGAUCGCGACCUUCGGAAACCUCGAAUAUUUCGCCAGACCAAACAAGAAGGUUGUGCCCACCUUGCUCGCCAUCGUUGUCGUCCCUGCCUUGGCUUCUUAUUUCUUUCCAAAGGAGAAGAAAUCUCAGGGGGUGCAACCAGUCGAAGAGCAAACAUCGCAAUCUACACCAACUGGAACACAGAAGCCAGAGAUCUAUGGCGGAAGUUGGUCUCUAAAGAACUGGGAAAAGGACGACCAGAACAGAGCAUUCCUUGUCUUAUUCGUGGUUAUGAUCAGUGUCCCUCUCGAUGCCGCAUGGAGAAUACUUUUUAUUCCCUUGGCUUCGCUUGCCGUCGUUGUUGGACACUUGUCUCUUGUGUCUCUCAUAUGCCAGAUCGUUCGCAAAGUCAAGAAACGCAACAGUGUCGCGAGCAAGACAAAAGCAAGCGACAAUAUAUCAGAGGCAUCAGUACCGGUGGAUGGAGAUUCACAGGCGAUUGAAAAACAACUCCGUGAGAGAUGGUCCCCUCUUUUGAGAGCGAAAGACCCAGAGUGGAGAAAUGUUGUCAGCUCGGCCUCUGCGGUGGCUAACUUCAGCUUCGUCUGCAUGUACUACUUUGGAAUAUACGACGCUUCGAAGACCGUGAAGCCAGGUUGGUUAGAAAAGUUCUGA
This is a messenger RNA of Aureobasidium pullulans EXF-150, 1353 nucleotides long. RefSeq lists its product as uncharacterized. The record is from RefSeq and is a predicted model, not a curated record. The transcript has 2 exons. NCBI's taxonomy places the organism in Eukaryota, Fungi, Ascomycota, Dothideomycetes, Dothideales, Saccotheciaceae. Bases 1 to 1353 code for a protein of 450 amino acids.